AUGCGCACGGGCAGCGCGCGGGUUGUCGCUCCAGGAGAUGAAAGGAGACAGCGCAGCAAUUUCUCCAAGCGGCCCCGGCGGCAUUGUAAGCAUUACCGAGUGCCAAUACACCAACUGGCCACAGAACAGUUGUUCCAGCGCGGUGAAAUCCCGGUGAUACAAGCUAUCGUAGCCCAAGAUCACUUUAUUCCAUGGAGACAGACAACACGCCUCAGUGUGGAUCCUGAGAUCAGCCCUGGCCAUGAAUUGGUAGACACUGGUCUUGUGCAGAAACUUGAAGGUUCCCAUAUCCUUUUGUUCUUUUUGUCGGUGCCGUUGUUUCAGAAUGGUCUGAUCAAAUUUUGUUUUCAUUUCCUCCUGGCAGACACGGGGAAGUUCAAGGCCCAGCCUUCCGAAAGCUCGGAGGAGGAGGAGGCGCCAGCUGCUCGAGACUCCUUAGCUGCUAUGCUAAGCAGCGCAGCCAAGAGCUGCAAAUUGAGCUCCAAAAUUCAACAGACGCGUUUCAGAGAGGUGCUGGCCAACAGCACCCUGGGCAAGAUGGUGAAGGCUCACCCCGAGAAGGCGGCCAAGUUUGGCCUGGCGGUGGUGCCCAAGUGGUCCCACAACAAGCCCUGGCCGCCUCCACCUGUUGUAGCGCACUUCAGCUCUCAGCCUUCUGCGUGGGCGCUGAGAUUGCUGCAAAAGACGGAAGAUCGAAAGAAAAAGGAGGAGGAAGGUGCUCGAAGAAGAAUGAGCACCAAUAUGGAGAGGAGAUUUACCAGGAAGAUGAGCAGAGCGCAGACAGACGGAGAAGAAAGGAUGCCGCCCGAAAACGACCUCAUCAGCGAUCUCGCCUCGGCGGUAACGUCGCAGCGCAAGCGGACACCACGGACCUCGAUGUUCAAGGGGCAAGGAGCCAGUAUGAGAAGGUAUUCUCGCCCUGAUGAAGAAGAGCGAUUGCAGGAUAUCUUGGAUCAUGCGGUGACCAUCAUCAAGAUGAACAUCCCAGAGAAGGAUUCCAUCAUUAAUUGCUUCCUGAAGCACUCCGAGACGACGCCCGGUCACCUCAGCAGCAAGGCACUUCUCCGAGGAUUUGCAGAGAUGGAGAUCCGGCCCAAGACCUUCAGAGAAAAGCAAACAAUGAAGCAGGUGCAAGAACUUGUGAUCAAGAAGUAUCGCAAAGAAGACAAGAACUUUGAGGUGGAUGGCAUCCAGAACCCGCUGAAGCACAAGAAGGGCGGCUGGCUCUUCGAAGAGUUCUUGGCCAUGACAGCCACGUACAAAGAGAUUGCGCGAGAAGAGCAAAUGGAGGUGGACCAGGCCUUGGCAGAUCAGAACUCUUGCGAGUUGGCCGUCAUCCGCGAGUUCCGCAAGGUGUAUAAUCAGAGCCGAAGUCAAGAGCAGAUGAUUGUGAAGGACGUCUUGGCCAUCCUGGCGAAGGUGGGCAUCCGAAAUCCCUCGGAUAAGGAGCUGGCACUUCUGCUGAAUCUGCAGUUGGGAGCCAACAUGGAACUUAGCCGCUUCCGACGGAUAGCCUUCGCUGACUUCAUUCCUGCAAUGCUCAAGAUCCAGGGCAUGCUGGCGCAAGUUCAGGGUGAUCUGGAAGAGGAGUCCUGA
Molecule: messenger RNA, 1596 nt
Organism: Cladocopium goreaui
Lineage: Eukaryota; Dinophyceae; Suessiales; Symbiodiniaceae
Source: the annotation of a GenBank genome assembly